AUGCAGCUGGCAGGCAAGCUUCCAACGCAUGUCGUUGCUGGAAAGGCGCCUGCCUUGAUGUAUUCCGACUACCAGCUGAAGAGGUUGAGCGCUCAGAGCAGAUGGGGGCUGGAGAUCGUGCAGCGCAUUGGCCUGCCGCUGCUGCUCCUCUGGGGUGGGGCCCGCUUCAUCAUGGGCGUCUCGCUGGUGUACUUGUUGCACUGCGUGACCCUGGAGUUGCUGCUCAAGGUUUUAACUAUCUUCACAGAUCCUGCUGGGGUGCAGCCGAAAGCCUCGGAGACAGCUCCAGAGCUUGUGGAUGAACAGAAAUCCUUGCCGCUGCGAGGAUGCAAGGCCGUCGCGGGUGAGCUCAGCCUGCCAAAGUUGCAGACACAGCCUUCCAAGAGGUCAUCGAAGGCUUCCAGUGAACCUCCAGCAGGGCAGCAGAUGGAGUAUGGAGGCAGCACUAGCAGCACUUCAAGGAGUUUCCUGCACUUGGGCCGGAAGCCAAAGGAGGAGACGGCUCUCGGCAUUGUCGAGGAUGAAGCGUGGCUUCAGAGGCGGCGAUGUCUCCGAGAGGGUGCCGAAGUUCAUCGGCAAGUGAGACAGUAUGUUCAGCAAAAGGUUCGACCUGGAAUGGAGCUUUUGGAGAUCGCAGAGAUGGUCGAGCAGGCCUCCUCCAGCCUCGUCGGCUUCGACCCGCGGAAUCCUCUCAGGCGGGGCUGGGCCUUUCCGACCGGAUUGUCCCUGAACGAAGUCGCCGCACAUGACACCGUGAACCCCGGCGAUCCGGCUCGCUGGCUUCAGCCGGCGGACAUCCUCAAGAUAGACUUCGGUGUCCACGUGCAAGGGAACAUACUUGACAGCGCUUUCUCCGUCAGCUUCGAUCCCAUGCAUGAUGAGCUCAUGCGCACGGUGCAAGAAGCCACGGAGACUGGCAUUAGGAAUGCUGGCCCGGAUGCGUGGAUUUCGGAGAUCAGCAGCCAGAUCCGUGAGGUGAUGGAGUCAGGGGAGGUGCAUCGGCCCGAUGGUAAGGUCUUUCGAGUCAAGGUCAUCAAGAACUUGACGGGCCACUUAAUCGGACCCUACAAAAUCCAUGCCGGGAAGUCUCUCCCAUCCGUGAACACCGGUGGCAGGGAGCGCAUGCUCGCUGGAGAGCUCUGGGCAGUUGAGACGUUUGGCUCGGUGGGCGGGCUCGGAUACGUGGGCAACGGAGGCAACUGCUCGCACUUCAUGCGCUCGUCGGGCUCCGCGCCGGCGCAGUGGCAGAGGUCCAUUCUGAGUUCCAGUGCUGUGAACCUGUUGGAUCUCAUAGAUCAACGCUUCGGCACUCUGGCCUUUUGCCCACGGUGGAUUCUACAGGCCACUCAGCAGAAGAAGCCCAAGACGGCGACUUCCGACCAGCGCUGGUGGGCGUCGCCACUCGACGAGCUCUGCAACGUCGGCGUGGUCAACAGGUUCCCACCUCUGGCAGACCUACGUGGUUCCUACACGGCACAGUACGAGCAUACCAUCUUGCUUGGCAGCUCCCACAAGGAAGUGCUGACGCGGGGUGACGACUACUGA
Molecule: messenger RNA, 1545 nt
Organism: Symbiodinium sp. CCMP2592
Lineage: Eukaryota; Dinophyceae; Suessiales; Symbiodiniaceae
Source: the annotation of a GenBank genome assembly